Camelina sativa (false flax) is the source of this 1334-nucleotide messenger RNA. RefSeq lists its product as uncharacterized. The record is from RefSeq and is a predicted model, not a curated record. NCBI's taxonomy places the organism in Eukaryota, Viridiplantae, Streptophyta, Magnoliopsida, Brassicales, Brassicaceae. Gene Ontology annotation, cellular component: cytoplasm; membrane.
GAGUGUUAGUAAAACAAAUAAUAACACUAAUCAAUGUGAUAACUAAGCUAAAAUAAGUAACACAAUAGCCUUUAUUAAGGGUUCAAUUAUAUGAAAUAAAUUAUACUCCUUCUGAGUCUUUUAAAUUGCAAAAUUAAUUCUGAGAUUCAAUUCUUUUUUAUUUAUUUUUGGGCAUUUACACUAAAAAAAAAAAAAACAGAGCUCUGUCUUGUGUGUUUUUGGCUUCUCCACCGCCGUUAUAUAUAAAACCCUUUCCUCUGAACCCCAAAAACUCUCGGAGCCACCAUCACACACACGACGAUGACCGGCGCAUUGUUUAGAAACGCUGCCAACGACGCUGCUCGGAUCUUUCGAUUACAGAGAACAGCGGCGACGAGUCCUUUCGUAAAGCUUGAUCCUUUACCGAUAGGAGGAGACGUCCGACGGCGGUUGCAGUCUAGGCCUUAUUUUCGUACGCCUCAGUUCUUCGGGAAAGCAAAAAAGGAAACAGGUGUCUCUGGUUUCUGCUCUUCCUCGUCUUCUUCUUCGGCCGUCUCUACUGCUGGAUUCAUCGGUUGGUAUUUGGGUAUGGUGAAAUCUCGGCCGGUUCUUACCAAAUCCGUCACUUCUUCGCUUAUUUACAUCGCCGCCGACUUGUCUUCUCAGACAAUACCGCAAGAUUCUGUUGAGUCUUAUGAUUUGGUAAGAACAGCAAGGAUGGCAGGAUACGGGUUACUAAUCUUGGGUCCUACACUUCACUAUUGGUUCAAUCUCAUGUCAAGACUGUUUCCAAAACGAGAUUUGAUCACAACGUUUAAGAAAAUGGCCAUGGGACAGGCGGUCUACGGCCCUGUCAUGAAUGUUGUUUUCUUCUCAUCUAAUGCAGCCUUACAGGGUGAAAACGGUUCUGAGAUAGUUGCUAGAUUGAAAAGGGAUCUACUUCCCACGAUGUUAAACGGUGUCAUGUAUUGGCCUUUGUGUGAUUUUGUUACUUUCAAGUUCUGCCCUGUUCAUUUACAGCCACUUGUGAGCAACUCGUUUUCGUAUCUAUGGACAAUCUACAUAACUUACAUGGCAAGCCGUGCGAAGCCAACUGCCAUUUCAAGUUGAAACAGCUCUCUUGGGAGAGCACUCAGUUUUAUAUACUUGGAGGAUUCGAUUAUGUAAUCUAGAAAAUGAAGAAAUUAGAGCCCAGAAGCUUUUUACUAAAAGAAGCACAGCAUUCUUUGAUUUCUCUCUCUGUGUAAAACUAAAAUGUAAAGCAUUUUGCAUUGGUUGCUUUGACCACACAACUUUGACCAGACAAAUGAAAAAUUCACACAAAACUUUACAAGAACCGAAAUUGGCUUUACUUC